GGUUGAGAUCUAGCAGUGGCAGCGCCAGUAUGAGAGACGGGCAUUGAAAUUGAAACAACAUAACAGACCUAAUCAAUCAGUCAUACGAAUUUCCAGAAUACAAAUUCACACUCUCUUUGGCUCUGGUGUUGUGUUGUGUUGAGGUACUUGAGAAGAGAAAAUGGUGUCGUCGCAGGUUGUGAAUACGUACCCGUUGUCGAGCUACACGUUCGGCACGAAGGAGCCCAAGAUGGAGAAGGAUACCUCCGUCGCGGAUCGUCUCGCUCGCAUGAAAGUCAACUAUAUGAAGGAGGGAAUGAGGACCAGUGUGGAAGGAAUUUUACUGGUACAAGAGCACAAUCAUCCUCAUAUACUUCUUCUGCAAAUUGGAAACACAUUCUGCAAACUCCCAGGUGGUCGUCUCAAACCAGGAGAGAAUGAAAAUGAGGGCUUGAAGAGAAAGUUGACUAGCAAGCUUGGUGCUAAUUCACCAGCUCUUGUGCCUGACUGGCAGAUAGGUGAGUGUGUAGCAAUCUGGUGGAGGCCAAAUUUUGAAACCAUAAUGUAUCCAUACUGCCCUCCUCAUAUAACAAAACCCAAGGAGUGCAAAAAGCUUUUCCUUGUUCAUUUAUCUGAGAGGGAAUACUUUGCAGUGCCCAAAAAUUUAAAACUACUAGCUGUUCCAUUGUUUGAACUCUAUGACAAUGUUCAGAGAUACGGGCCAGUUAUAUCCACCAUUCCUCAGCAGCUAUCCAGAUUCCAGUUUAAAAUGAUCACUAAUUGAACAUAAAUUUGAAGCUUACAUGCUGAUAAUUACUACUUUCAUUUGUAAUUUUCGUAACUAGGAAUUAUCAUUGCAUAGACUGGCUAGAAAACUGAGUUUUGAAGUGAGUUGCUGAGUAGAGUAGUUAUGUUGUGACAUGGUUUGUCUGUAUUUCAUUCAUUGUACUGUGGGUUGAUGUCGGUUAUCAACAAUCAACCCAAGAGGGAAUCAAGUAAUCAACUAGUAGGCUAUAUGCAUCUAAUGCCUAGUAGAAAUGAAGGUGAUCAGGUAGUGUUUGAUCUCAUGUCUGUUGCUUCUGCCCUGCUCAGGUUGCCAAUAUUACAAUAGGAAAGGGUAAAGGAAUGGGCAUUGGUUUUCAUUACUAGUUUUUCUGGUGAAAGGCAUUGAAUGGAAAAAAUUAUACAUUUGAAAUUCAAA
Messenger RNA from Glycine soja, 1180 nucleotides. RefSeq names its product pre-mRNA cleavage factor Im 25 kDa subunit 2. Bases 161 to 763 code for a protein of 200 amino acids. Gene Ontology annotation, cellular component: mRNA cleavage factor complex. Lineage: Eukaryota; Viridiplantae; Streptophyta; Magnoliopsida; Fabales; Fabaceae. The transcript is spliced from 7 exons. The record is from RefSeq and is a predicted model, not a curated record. Gene Ontology annotation, molecular function: mRNA binding.